AUGCCCCAUUCAAUAGAACCAACACAACUUCAUUCUCAUUGCACUUCAGACUUUUCACUUUCCUGGAUUCCUAGUGCUCGUUAUUCUAUAGUUGAUCAACCCAAUUUUGGUGUUGUUGAAUGUUUAAGAGAAGAUAUAGAGAAUAAACAAAUAAAUAAAAAUAAAAAAUGGAUAGUUUGUUCAACUUUCACUCAAAACGAAAUUAAUUCACUUAAAGUUCGUUAUAGACAUACAAAAAAUUCAAAUAUUCCUUUACCCCCAAGAACUGAUGAUUUUGAUUUUCAAGUUUAUUGUUCAGACACAGCUUCCCUAGUUCAAGUUUUACAAAUUGAUUUUAUCACACUUAGUAUUCGUGUUUUUGUUCAAGAACAAUUAACAUUAAACCAAACAGAUCAAGCACAAAUUGGAAGGAGGAAUAUGUUGGCAACUGUGUUUCCUCAACAAUUUAGUUCUGACCAAUUAUAUUUUCAUAUUCUUGAAGCCCCUAAAUUGGGAAUGCUUUUAAGAUUAGUACAAGAAACAGGACGUCAUAGACGUGUUGGUGUUUCUUCAAAUAUUACUCAACAACAAAUUGAUGAAGGACUUUUCUUUUACAAAUUACACUUUGCCCCAUUCUCUGUACUUAAUGACUUUUUUACUUUUCGGCUUCUAACACCUGCUGGUGCUUCAGAAGAAAUUUUUAGAUUUGAUAUUGUUUAUUUACCUGGAGGUGGUAUUGGUGAUAUUAGAUUACGAAAUAAUACUUUAAUUGUUGAAGAAGGUGGAAUACAAGGGGUAUGUAAAUUCAGAUGGAUCUUUCUAUCAGAUAAGGCCAAUACUAGAUACCAGAGGUGA
Meloidogyne enterolobii is the source of this 834-nucleotide messenger RNA. The record is from the annotation of a GenBank genome assembly. NCBI's taxonomy places the organism in Eukaryota, Metazoa, Nematoda, Chromadorea, Rhabditida, Meloidogynidae.